Messenger RNA from Trichomonas vaginalis G3, 567 nucleotides. RefSeq lists its product as uncharacterized. Bases 1 to 567 code for a protein of 188 amino acids. The record is from RefSeq and is a predicted model, not a curated record. The transcript has a single exon. Lineage: Eukaryota; Parabasalia; Trichomonadida; Trichomonadidae.
AUGUCUCUUACUGAUGAUAUAACCUUUUUAGUUAAAUUUAUCAAUGAAUCUGUCUAUUUCCCAAUUCCAAUAUUGAGAUCAGUUGGUGUCAUCGUAAUGAAAGGUGAAAUAGCUUUCCAUCUUCAAAUUUUCCCAGAAUACAUUGCUUAUCCUCGAUUUAAGAACAGAUUACCAGCAGAAAAAUGGAUAGAAAAGCAACCACAGAAUGAUCCUCAAUGGCAGCUUGACAAGCUGAUCGGUCCAGCCAAUGCAAAAAAUUGGUGUGUCUUUAAAUUCCCAGAGACAUCAAGUUUGAAUCAAUACAUUAUACAAAAACCACGUGUAGUUGCUACAGAGGCUAAUAUUAACCUACCAUUCCAAGAAAACACGCCAUUACCUUCUGAGGCCAUGAAUAAGUCUCAAUUUAGUAAUCUUUUCCCACUUGUUACGAUUCAGUAUGAGCGUGUUGUUGCAAAUGAAACUAUCUUCGAAUACGAUCCUCAAAAAACUUGGAAAAAUCCAAAGCUUGCAAACUGCAAGAUUUGCCAUGUUGCUUUUGAAGAGAUUCGACCACCUGUUACAAAGUAA